Molecule: messenger RNA, 6044 nt
Organism: Balaenoptera ricei (Rice's whale)
Lineage: Eukaryota; Metazoa; Chordata; Mammalia; Artiodactyla; Balaenopteridae
Gene: PHLDB1
Product: pleckstrin homology like domain family B member 1
Exons: 25
Coding region: 28-4740 (1570 amino acids)
Biological process (GO): regulation of microtubule cytoskeleton organization
Cellular component (GO): basal cortex
Molecular function (GO): protein binding
Source: RefSeq, a predicted model, not a curated record
UCUGCUAUCCUUCCCUCACUGGAAUUUAUGCCAGCCUUGAGGGCUUUCUGCUUCCUCUCCUUCAGGGAGGGAGAGUCUCAGGGGUCCCUCCAGUGCUGGUUAAAGAGGUCCAGUCUAGCUGCAUUCAGCUCCCUAGGGCCUCCCCUGUCAGUCUCCUGGGGCGAGAGCUGGCUUUGCAAGGAGCUCUGGAGCCCCAGGACAAUGGACACUAUCAACAGGAACCAAGUGGGCCCUGGAUGCAAGACCCCAGCUACGGUGCAGAAAGGACCCUUGGACCUGAUCGAAACAGGCAAAGGGCUGAAAGUGCAAACGGACAAACCCCAUCUGGUGAGCCUGGGCAGUGGGCGGCUCAGCACGGCCAUCACUCUUCUGCCGCUGGAGGAAGGGAGGACAGUGAUUGGCUCUGCAGCCAGGGACAUCUCGCUGCAGGGUCCAGGCCUGGCUCCAGAGCACUGCUACAUCGAGAACCUGCGGGGCACCCUCACCCUCUACCCCUGCGGCAAUGCCUGCACUAUUGAUGGGCUCCUGGUCCGGCAGCCCACCCGACUCACUCAGGGCUGCAUGUUGUGCCUGGGUCAGUCCACCUUCCUCCGCUUUAACCACCCGGCUGAAGCCAAGUGGAUGAAGAGCAUGAUUCCGGCAGGGGGCCGGGCCCCUGGACCCCCCUACAGUCCUGGCCCGGCAGAAUCAGAAAGCUUGGUGAACGGGAACCACACCCCACAGCCCACAACCCAGGGACCCUCAGCCUGUGGCAGCCACAGUUCCCUGGUGAGCUCUAUUGAGAAGGACCUGCAGGAGAUCAUGGACUCACUGGUGCUCGAGGAGCCUGGAGCUGCUGGCAAGAAGCCUGCCGCCACUUCCCCACUGUCACCGAUGGCCAAUGGUGGCCGCUACCUGCUGUCCCCCCCGACCAGCCCCGGCGCCAUGUCCGUGGGCUCCAGCUAUGAGAACACCUCUCCAGCCUUCUCUCCGCUCUCCUCACCAGCCAGCAGUGGAAGCUGUGCCAGCCACUCCCCCAGUGGGCAGGAGCCAGCACCUUCCAUGCCCCCCCUGGUGCCUGCCCGGUCCUCUAGCUACCAUUUGGCCCUGCAGCCCUCACAGUCCCGACCCAGUGGUGCUCGCCCCUCUGAGAGCCCCCGGCUGGGCAGGAAGGGGGGUCACGAGAGGCCGCCCAGCCCCGGCCUCCGAGGUCUGCGGACAGACAGCCCUGCAGCCACUGUCUUGGCAGUGGCCUGCAGAGCCACCGAGAGCCCCCGGCCGGCGGGGCAGUUGCCCCUGGUGGCGAUUGGCCUGAGUGAAUACCCGGCUUCCGGUGCCCGUGGCCAACCCACCAGCGUUCCUGGCAGCCCCAAGUUCCAGCCACCGGUCCCUGCUCCUCGAAGCAAGAUUGGCACGCUCCAGGACCGCCCUCCCAGCCCUUUCCGGGAGCUGCCAGGCGCUGAGCGGGUGUUGACAACCAGCCCCUCGCGCCAGCUGGUGGGCCGAACAUUUUCAGAUGGGUCCGCUACCCGCACCCUGCAGCCUCCCGAGAGUCCCCGCCUAGGCCGGCGGGGCCUGGACAGUAUGAGAGAACUGCCUCCCUUGAGCCCAUCUCUGUCCCGAAGGGCUCUCUCCCCCAUGCCCGCCCGGACCACCCCAGAUCCCAAACUAACCAGGGAAGUGGCAGAGAGUCCCCGACCCCGGCGCUGGGCAGCCCAUGGGGCUUCACCAGAGGACUUCUCUGUGACGCUGGGGGCACGGGGCCGUAGGACACGGAGCCCCUCACCCACACUCGGGGAGUCCCUGGCACCCCGCAAGGGCAGCUUCAGUGGCAGGCUGAGCCCGGCUUAUAGUCUGGGCUCUUUGACUGGGGCUUCACCCCGCCAGAGCCCCCGUGCCCAGAGGAAGCUCUCCAGCGGGGACUUGCGAGUGCCUGUCACUCGGGAGCGGAAAAAUAGCAUCACAGAGAUCAGUGACAAUGAGGAUGACCUCCUGGAGUACCACCGGCGGCAGCGCCAAGAGCGGCUUCGGGAGCAGGAGAUGGAGAGGCUGGAACGCCAGCGCCUGGAGACCAUCCUGAACUUAUGUGCCGAGUACAGCCGGGCCGACGGGGGACCUGAGGCCGGGGAGCUGCCCAGCAUUGGGGAGGCCGCCGCAGUCUUGGCUCUGGCCGGCCGGAGGCCCUCACGAGGCCUUGCGGGGGGCACUGGGGCCUUUGGGCGGAGCAACGAGGAGCCUGGAGGUGCCACCCAACGCCUGUGGGAGACUGUGGAGCGCUCGGACGAGGAGAAUCUCAAGGAGGAGUGCAGUAGCACUGAGAGCACCCAGCAGGAGCACGAAGAUGCACCUAGCGCCAAGCUCCAGGGAGAGGUGCUGGCCCUGGAAGAGGAGCGGGCUCAGGUGCUGGGGCGAGUGGAGCAGCUCAAGGUGCGGGUGAAGGAGCUGGAGCAGCAGCUGCAGGAGUCGGCGCGGGAGGCUGAGAUGGAGCGGGCACUGCUGCAGGGGGAGAGGGAAGCAGAGCGCGCGCUGCUGCAGAAGGAGCAGAACGCGCUGGACCAGCUGCAGGAGAAGCUGCUGACCUUGGAGACGGGCAUCCAAAAGGAGAGGGACAAGAUUUCGUGCCAGCCUGCUGGGGCCGCUCCAUCCCACAGGGGCCGUGUCAGCCACGCCCAAGAUGUCCAACAACGUGCCAAAAGCUCCGAAGUGGAGAGGGGCCACCUAUUUCUGGACUUGACAGAGAGGGCGGAGCUGGCCGCGGGACGGAGGCACCUGGAGGCCCGCCAGGCGCUCUACGCCGAGCUCCAGACGCAGCUCGAUAACUGCCCCGAGUCAGUGCGGGAACAGUUACAGGAGCAGCUGAGAAGGGAGGCAGAAGCCCUGGAGACUGAGACAAAGCUCUUUGAAGACUUGGAGUUCCAGCAGCUGGAGCGGGAGAGCCGCGUGGAGGAGGAGCGCGAGCUGGCUGGCCAAGGGCUGCUCCGGAGCAAGGCCGAGCUGCUGCGUAGCAUCGCCAAGAGGAAGGAGCACCUGGUGGUCCUGGACAGUCAGGCUGGGCAGAUCCGGUCCCAGGCUGUGCAAGAGUCGGAACGCCUAGCCCGGGAUAAGAAUGCCUCCCUGCAGCUGCUGCAGAAGGAGAAGGAGAAACUGGCUAUGUUGGAAAGAAGAUACCACUCGCUCACAGGGGGCAGGGCUUUCCCGAAGACUACGUCGACUCUCAAAGAGUACGUGACGCUUGAGCAGCUAAAGGCCAUGUGGGGCACCUCGCCUGUGCCCGCAGCGCCCGCGCCAGGCCUUCCUCCCUGGGCCCCUGCCUCCCAGGACCUGGUUCCCACCACCUGCCUUCUUCCUGCGCUGCCCUCUUCCUCCUCCUUCGCUUCUAUCCCGCCUUCAGCCCAGAUGGAGAAGCUGCUGCUCCCCGCUGUAGACUUAGAGCAGUGGUACCAGGAGCUGAUGGCCGGGCUGGGGACCGGCCCCGCUGCGGCCUCCCCUCGUUCCUCCCCCCCGCCUCUGCCCGCCAAAGCUUCCCGUCAGCUGCAGGUUUACCGCUCCAAGAUGGAUGGUGAGGCCACUAGCCCCUUGCCCCGGACCCGCAGUGGCCCCCUCCCCUCUUCCUCUGGCUCUUCCUCCUCCUCCUCCCAGCUCAGCGUGGCUACCUUGGGCCGUAGCCCCUCCCCAAAGGGCACUCUACUCGCCCAGAAUGGCACAAGCAGCCUUCCUCGCAACCUGGCAGCCACGCUGCAGGACAUUGAGACCAAGCGCCAGCUGGCCCUCCAGCAGAAGGGGCAGCAGGUGAUCGAGGAGCAGCGGCGGCGGUUGGCUGAGCUGAAGCAGAAGGCGGCGGCCGAGGCGCAGUGCCAGUGGGACGCCCUGCACGGGGCCGCCCCCUUCCCGGCCGGGCCCUCGGGCUUCCCGCCGCUCCUGCAUCACUCCAUCCUGCACCACCUGCCGGCGGCCAGGGAGCGAGGGGAGGAGGGCGAGCACGCCUACGACACGCUGAGCCUGGAGAGCUCAGACAGCAUGGAGACCAGCAUCUCCACGGGGGGCAACUCGGCCUGCUCCCCCGACACCAUGUCCAGUGCCAGCGGCCUGGAUGUGGGGAAGACGGAAGAAAUGGAGAAGAUGCUGAAAGAAGCUCAUGCGGAGAAGAGCCGGCUCAUGGAGUCGAGGGAGCGGGAGAUGGAGCUGAGGCGGCAGGCCUUGGAGGAGGAGCGGAGGCGGCGGGAGCAGGUGGAACGGAGGCUGCAGAGCGAGAGCGCCCGGAGGCAUCAGCUCGUGGAGAAGGAGGUCAAGAUGCGGGAGAAGCAGUUCUCGCAGGCACGACCCCUGACCCGCUACCUGCCGAUCCGGAAGGAGGACUUUGAUCUGAAGACCCACAUUGAGUCCUCGGGCCACGGCGUGGAUACCUGCCUGCAUGUGGUGCUCAGCAGCAAGGUCUGCCGUGGCUACUUGGUCAAGAUGGGUGGCAAGAUUAAAUCAUGGAAGAAGCGCUGGUUUGUCUUCGAUCGACUCAAGCGCACCCUUUCCUAUUAUGUGGACAAGCAUGAGACGAAGCUGAAAGGGGUCAUCUAUUUCCAGGCCAUCGAGGAAGUGUACUAUGACCACCUGCGCAGUGCAGCCAAGAGCCCGAACCCGGCCCUCACCUUCUGUGUAAAGACCCACGACCGGCUGUACUACAUGGUGGCCCCGUCCGCAGAGGCCAUGCGCAUCUGGAUGGAUGUCAUCGUCACCGGGGCGGAGGGCUACACCCAGUUCAUGAACUGACCGAAUGGGCCUCGUGGACCCUCAGGCCGGCCCAGGACCCAUGCCCAACUGCCUGCUGCUCCACUCGCCCCGGAGACAGUCACGCCCUGGGCCUCAGGCCUCACACAAGUGCUCCCAGAGGCCCUGGAGGGCGGAGCAUGACUGGGGUUUUGUACAAGAAGUGACUUUGUAAUGUUCUGUAAGGAGCUCGUCCUGUGAGUUUCUGAGCUCCGGUCCCCUAAAGAACCGGCCAGGAGAUAAAAGUUGGGGAGGGGGCUUUGCUGCCUCCUGGGAACCCAGAACUUGCAAUAACCCUUCAGGGUCCUGCCCCAGGCCCAGCCAGGCUGAGCAGCUGUCACAGAGGGGCCCCUCUGCUCUGACCUGGCACCUGCGCUCCCCAACCUGUGUUCUCUUUUGUAAAGGACAAAUUAUGGUACCAGAAACUGCCAAAGAUCCCCUCUUGCCUCAGCUCCCUUUGCGGGGGCCUUGGGGGCUGAGCAGAGCCACAUUCAGAGUGGGGUAACAGCUCAGGCGGUAUACUUCUCAAACCCCGCUCUACCCCAUUGUUGUCCUGCGUUUAUAUUUUUUAUUACUUUGCUGAAGGGCCAGAGACCGAAAGUGUCAUCCUUGAGGUCCCAGCCCUAUCACCUUUUUGCAGACCCAUCACCAUGGUCACCACAGUGACGGCUUCAUCGCCAUGGUUACAUACUAAUUGCCAUGGCUCCAUGGCUCAGCCCACUGCUUCAGCAGUGGACCCAUCUGAGGGUAUGUGCCAUCAUCUCUCCAGCCCAGGCCCUUGGGCAUCUCCUGCUGGGGGGAAGGGACUGAACACCUUCUCCCUGCCCCCUGCCUGCGUCUCCAGGCCCUAAUACACAGCCUGCUGGCUCCCCUGUCCAGCCCUCCCCCUUCCACUCGUGCCUUGCCUAGAGCCAGAAGGGGUGAAGCUGGGAACUAGAGACCAGAGGUGGAGCCACUGGAUGGGAGAAGAAGCUAGACGGGCUGUCCUUGGGGUUCUGUUAUAGGGCUGAGUUUCUGACAGACAGAGGGCUGUUCAGAUUCUCCCUGAUGGAAGUCCUGAGCAGGAGAGGAAGCAGCAGAGGGGGGGCCCUGAGGUCUGGUUGCCCUCCCUGCAGCCUCAGAAGGGGGAUGAAAUGGAGAGCAGAAGACCAGGCCUCCAGCUGUCUGUGCUCAGCCCUUUCCGCCUUAACACUAAGCCCACCUCCCUGUCCCCCUUCCCAGCCCUGGGCCAUGGUUGCUGGGUCCAGGCUGGAUGUUUUUCAGUAUUUGUAAGCAUCUCAGCAGAACAAUAAAGCAUUUGGACUAUG